Molecule: messenger RNA, 3050 nt
Organism: Seminavis robusta
Lineage: Eukaryota; Bacillariophyta; Bacillariophyceae; Naviculales; Naviculaceae
Source: the annotation of a GenBank genome assembly
CGAUUCGAUUAUCCUACAUCGGUACCGCACAGCUUCAAGUAACCCCACAACAUCAUGUUCUUCCAAGACAACCGCAAACCCCCAAAACCAAAGAAAGAUUGUUAACCAUUUACUGGUACCUAUUGGCAGCUGAAAUGAUGCUACCAAACGGAUCUAAUGCCGACUCCUCCUAUGGAACCGUCGUCGAUCCGUCGGCCAAUGGAAACCGGAACCGGCGUGAUGAUAGUAAACCCAGUUGUGGGAGUACAUCCCGCGAUUCCAACGAAAAGCUUCUGGAGUUGAUCAAGAACAAAACGCUCGUCUUGAUUGGGCUCUUCUUGUUUAUGUCUGCAACUGUUGCGGUCUGCAAUGGCCGCAAAAGUGCUUCCCCUUCGGUUCUCCUUAGAUCUCCUUUGCAGAAUACGGAUACAACAACACUUUACGGAACGAAGCAUGGUACCAGUACCGCUGCAAUUGUUGAUGGAUUUCUUACCAGUGACAUUGGUCAGAUCCUACGUUGGUAUUGUGCUCCCGAUUCUUGGAAUCCUAUUGAAGGGAGACGGGAGGGCAGAGGCGGAUCUUGGUCAGUCGAUGAUGCGUCCAAAUCGCUGAUUAUGGCACCCCCUGCCAAGAAGGAUAACUGGCGAAAAACUUACUAUGAACCCGUCUUGAUCAAGGAUGAUGGACCCUUUCUUUAUGCUACCCUGACUGAUGACAAAUACUAUACAGUUGAAACAACUCUCCAACUCACUGCUGUCCGACAAUUUGAUCAAGCUGGUAUCAUGAUUCGGCUUGGUCCUGAGCACUGGCUCAAGACAGGCAUUGAAGUUGUAGAUAACCGACCUCGGCUGUCCUGUGUUGUCACGAAUGUGUUUAGUGAUUGGUCCACCCAAGCUUGGUCCAAUUAUACAGUUGAUCAAGGCGAUGAGAGUUUGAAGGGUAGCGGUGCGACGGUGGUUACUGUGCACUGUCAGAUUCGGGUUCAUUGCCGUGGAGACAGCUUUGUGGUGGAAGCCAAAAUGCCAACUCCUUCAGGUUCAUUCGAGUGGCAGUUCAUUCGAAUUGCUCAUUUGGCCAAGUCAAGCGGUGGCUUCUCAUCUUUUGCCAAGCAGGAUCCUACGUUGGAAGAUGGGGCUCCCACAGAUGGCACACUUUGGGCCGGUGUCUUCGCAGCGUCUCCCGAAGACCAGCAAGGUGGAUAUGUGACCUUCACCAGCUUUACCAUUCAAGUGGGGUCUCAUUUCGAACACAAUGCCGACGGAAACCAAGACACACGAUGAAGAUACCUCGCGAGUUGGCUAGCUAGUGCUCCAUGUUUGUCGGAAACAUCAAGAAGUGUGGAAGCUACGGUACGACUGUACUGAGGAUUUCAAUUGAAGGGCUACUAGUUACAGCGUGGUUUGCAGCGAGCGUGUGUGUCGUAUGGUUGUGAUUUUAGUUCUCCGGAAGAAAGUGCGGACAUGAUAGCAUGGUAGCAUCCCGCAGCACUGAAACUUGCGAGAGAUGUUUUGGUAAGAAUGUUUUUGUUCUGCCACAGUUGCACUGUUCCUUGCGUUUCCCAUGUGUUCGGUCGGUCGGGAAAGGUAGUCGAUGCAAACUGCCAGACAAACAAGUGCGUGCAUGAUGUAGUAAUAGAAAGAUCCUAUUUGUGGAUCCAAUCAACCUUGACCAUCUUUCGUCCCUUGAGGAACUUUUCGACGGACAUGGCUGCAAUACAUCCGUCCGCGGCGGCCACGACCACUUGCUUGUAUGCAGUGUUUCGGAUAUCCCCAAUUGCAAAGACUCCCUUGACAGAGGUUUCCAUAUCCUCGCUAACAAUCACUCCACCGUUGUCGUCUAGUUCCACCUUGUUUUGUACAAAAUCCGUGAUAGGCUUGGAACCACCACCGGCGCCAUAGAUGAAAGCUCCCUCUACAGGAAUGACUUCAGCCUUGUCCAUGUACAUCUUUUGUAUUUUGACUCCAGUGACACCGGAUGCAUCACCUUCUACUCCCAUAAAGCGUGUCUUGGGCCAGUGCUUGACAUUCUCCAUGUCCAAAAGCUGUUCCAAGAGUUCUGGAUCCAAGACAUUGUUGCAUUCCACUUUGGAUCCUUCCUUUGGCAUGCAGGCCGAAAUGUCAAUCGAGGUGAUCCAAUGCACCAUCGAAGCGAACUUUGUGAGGAACAUUGCUUCCUCCAUGGCUUCUGUGGUUGCUCCAAACACGGCAACUUCGGCAUCUCGGUAAAAGGCUCCAUCACAAGUGGCACAAUAACUGACACCCUGUCCCAAAUACUUUUCUUCUCCUGGGAAAGGGGGGGCAGCUCGGCCCAUAGCACCUGUGGCCAGUACGAGCGCCCGUGCCUUGACGGUAUAGUCUGGCGUGUAAACGACCUUGGUAUACGGAUUGUCCUCGUCCGCGGAAGGAUCUUCCACAUCAAUCAUGAAUACUUGAGCUCGCUCAUAACGAGUACCGUACUGUACGGCUUGAACCUUCAUUUGUUCCAAUAACUCGGACCCACUCAUGCUGCGAUCCACUCCCGGAUAAUUGGCAAUAUGGGAGGUAAUGGCCAAUGCCCCCACGGCUGGAUUCUUAUCCAGGAUGAUAGUCGACAAGUCAGCUCGAGAUGUGUACAAAGCACACGUACAACCUGCUGGUCCUCCACCCACAAUGGCCACAUCACACUCCAGCACUUCCAUCAUUUGUAGCUUGGUACUUGCACGAUGACCCGCAGAAGCAGAAACCCGAGAAGUAGACAGUUUAGAAGAUUGGGACCGAUCGAUGGCCAUCAUGGAGGCAGAAUUCCGUUGCAGGACAAAGGACGAGCCAGUGCCUACUAGCGCUAUGAGAACCAGAGCCAAUAGCAUCGCCACGGAGUGCAAUAAGGACUGCAUCUUAUUCAACUAGACUAAUGCAAUACCGGUAUUGGUGGUUGCUUCGGAGAUUUGACUGAAGCCAAAGGAACCAAUGAAGGGGUAAUCGUAUCGAUCCAGAUUGUUGAAGGAUUAUGGCAAUUGGAAGGCUUCAAGGGAUGCCACAACUAACUUAUCUAUCUACCAAGCUAAUCUAAUCAAUAAUCAAGCUCUCGACAAG